Messenger RNA from Carica papaya (papaya), 2600 nucleotides. Its product is annotated as ATP binding microtubule motor family protein. Lineage: Eukaryota; Viridiplantae; Streptophyta; Magnoliopsida; Brassicales; Caricaceae. Gene Ontology annotation, biological process: mitotic spindle organization; microtubule-based movement; spindle elongation. Gene Ontology annotation, cellular component: microtubule associated complex. Gene Ontology annotation, molecular function: ATP binding; microtubule binding; microtubule motor activity. The record is from RefSeq and is a predicted model, not a curated record.
GCUACAUUUCCCCUGUUCGUUGAAACUUACUCACUCGUCUCUCUCUCUCUCUCUCUCUCUCUCUAAGACUACAGAAGAGGAGCAAGAUUCUGAUUUUCUUCAUAUUCACAAGAUCAAGAGUUCAAAAGUAGGUUUUCGAUUCUUUCCUUGGUGGAAAUGGCCUUCAACCAGGGACGCAAGGUUCGGGUGAUAGCGAAGAUCAGGGCGUUUACGGAUCUUGAAUCGAUGUCUGGUGGUGAUGGCCUUUCAACUAAGAAGGUGGUAUCUGUUCAUAAGCCGAAUGGAGAGGAAUCUGAGCCGGUUUCUAUCUCGUUUGGAGACCAGUCAGCCGGUUCUAAGGAGUCUUCUUAUGAGAUGGAUCAUUGCUACAAUCAAAACGAAAAAAAUGGUUUAAUUUUUUCAAAGGAAGUAAAGCCACUGAUUUCUGAGGUUUUUGAUGGCUAUAAUGCCACUGUAAUUGCGUAUGGAGCAAGAGGCAGUGGAAAGACACACUUAAUUCAGGGUUCGGAAGAGGAACCUGGUUUGGCAUUUCUUGCCGUCGAUGAAAUUCUCUCCUUGGCUGAGAAACAUGAAAAAUUAAUCUCCAUAUCUCUAUAUGAGAUUUGUGGGGAUAAGAUACAUGAUAUCUUAAUUUCAGGAAGCUCAACAGUUUCAAAAGUAGAAGUCAGUCAGAGCAAAAUUCAUCAAAAAGGACUCUCUCAGGUUACUGUGAAAUCCUACUCAGAAUUUUGGAAGUAUUUUAACGUCCAUAAAGAAAAGCAGAAGAAAACUGCUGAAACUUCUUGUAAACUCCACAAAGGUUUAAUAAUACAUGUGUCAUCUAACAGUGAAAAGUCAGAUGUCCUUGUUGGAAAGAUGAAUUUUGUUGAUUUAGCAGGUUAUGAGGAUAGUAGAAAGAAAAGUGUCGAUGCGCGUGCUCUUGCUGAGAAUGUUAAGAUGAAUAAGUCCAUUUAUGCCUUGCAGAAUGUUUUGUCUGCUUUAAAUGCCAAUCAAAGUCAUGUGCCAUAUCGAGAUAGUAAACUCACUCAUUUGUUGCAAGACUCAUUGGGAGGUGUAAACAAAGUAUUGAUUGUCACUUGCUUGGCUCCAUAUGUUUGCCAAGAUUCAAUCUACAUAGUAAGUUUGGCUUCUCGAUAUUCUCAAGGAACUAAUAGAGCUGUCUUGGACUCCACAAAGAAGAUCAAGAGUGCUACAAAACUAAUGGUGCUAGCUUCACAAAAGAAUCAAAUAUCAGGAAGUGUUUCUGGCAACAAACUGACUGGCGCUAGGAUACAGCUUUCAGGAAAGAAAGCCAAAGCAUGUAAUACAGUUUCUAAUGCCAAAGGGAGUGUUUCUACAAUGAAAGGAAGGAAACUCUUUGAUGAAUCAAAUCGUUCAACUAAAUCUGAGAAUAAAUCUAAGAAGGGAAGUAGUCCAUUAAAUUUUGUUUCAACCACAGAAAUUUCUUCGUUAGAGGAAAAGUCUGCUUCAAAUCUUGCCAAAGAAGUUGUACCUCUAGCAGUGUACACGUUCCUCUUCCAGGAACUUUCCCCCUCAGCAGUUAUAGAUGUGCAAAAUACUACCAUUGCCGGAAAAGAACUUUCUUCCUUAGCAGUUCUAGAUGUGCAGGAAACAACCAUGCAGGAUAAAGAAAUUUCCAGCUCGGCAGUUCUAGAUGUGCAGGAGAUUACCAUACCAGAUAAGGUUUCUAUGCCUGGGAAAGAGAAUAUUGAGAAAGUUGCUCAUGAUAUCAUAAAGAGCCCGAAAGAUUUAUCAUUUGAAAAAGGUCCAGAUAUUGAAAAGAAGGACACUGAUUUACUUGUCAGUGAAGCUAGAUCACCACCAAUUAGUGCAAGGUUGCAACAAAUAUCAAAUAAUCUAAAGAUGCUCCUUUCUUCAACCCCUUCAUGCAUAGAACCAAACAAUAAUGUUUCAUCUGAUGCUAUAGUCUCUACUUAUAUUGUGAUGCCAAAAACUCCUGAACAAAAUGUGGAAAGCGACGAUGAAAACAAUGAUGUUUUAUCUGAUGCCCUAGUCUCUGCUGAUAUUCUAGAGCCAAAAACUCCUCAGCAAAAUGUGAAAACAGAUAAUAAAGGGGAGAUUUCUAUUAUGAGUAGUAGUCGUUGGCAAACAUUUAGUGCACGUAGUUCCCAAGUGAAGAACUCCCUUGUUCAGGAAUAUCUCAGGUUUUUGAAUACAGCGAGCAGGGAAGAUCUGAAAAGGCUAAAGGGAAUUGGUGAGAAGAGAGCAACUUACAUUCUUGAGCUUCGUGAAGAAUCUCCAGAACCAUUCAAAAACAUUGAUGAUUUGAAGGAUAUUGGACUUUCAGCAAAACAGAUAAAAGGAAUAAUGAGAAAGGAACUUGGAGAGCUAUACAAUUAGUGAACCAAAUAUACAGACCGUUGGAGAAGUUAUAAACUUGAUAGCAGAAACAUUUAGUGGCAACUUGGAGUUGCUAGAGAAAUAAGUGCUUUCUAUUUAUAUUGUUUUUUUUUUUCAAUGUGCAUAUGUGUGAGGCAUUUGCUCUUUACUGUAAAACUACCUAAUCAAGGUUGAACAGCAUUUGUGCACACUCUUGUUCCUUAUAACAUUCAUUUACCAGCAAAUAAAAUUUGUGAAUA